Lolium rigidum is the source of this 583-nucleotide messenger RNA. RefSeq lists its product as uncharacterized. The record is from RefSeq and is a predicted model, not a curated record. Bases 1 to 378 code for a protein of 125 amino acids. The transcript has a single exon. NCBI's taxonomy places the organism in Eukaryota, Viridiplantae, Streptophyta, Magnoliopsida, Poales, Poaceae.
AUGGCGAACCCAUCAGCCAGUGCCGAGGCGGCCGCGAGCUGCAGGGCGCAGAAGACGACGUGCCUCUGCUCGCCGACGAACCACCCGGGCUCCUUUCGCUGCAGCCGUCAUCGGACACCGCGCGCGCGGCCGCCGUCGUCCUUGUCGUCGACGUCCGGCCGUGCCUCGCAGCAGCAGGCCGCGCUGCCGGGCGUGACGGGGAUCAAGAGCGGCGGGGCAACCAGGACGACGACGAGCAAGGGACGGCCCGUCCUCCGCGCGCACCUGCAGCGGCUGCUGGCCAGCCCGCCGUCUUCCGCCGGCGGCAGCGACCACCGCCGCUGCCGUGAGUUCAAGCCCCGCCUGUCCAGGCUCGGGCGCCUCGCCGUCGACGCGUGACGACCGGAGGCAGGCAUCUCGUAGCUGAUCACUAGUGCUGGAAAAGUGCGCCUCUAUUUCGCGCGCACUGGCUGGCAGAGUAGCAGCUAUACUAGUUAGGAUCUUCUAUGGUAUAUUGGUAUUAAUCUGGAAUCCAUCAACUUUUCCUACAAGUACUGUGAGGAUGAAUUGAUGAUCGAUGGUACUACGUAUAAUUUCUACCGAA